UAAAGUUACCGGUUUACACUACGAACAAUAUAGGCUGUCCACUGUUUUCCACAAGCCUCUUGUUUCCUUUUUCUGAUACUCUCUUUCAAUAAGAAUCUUGAAGCUAAAAAACUUCUCUUUUGAAUAUUUACUUUAUCACGAUCUUAGAGUUCAGAGAUCGGCUUGAUUGGACUCAUAAUUCUAUUUAUGCCUUUUAUCGCUCAAUAUGCCCAUAAUAAUUGUCAUAAACGAUUUUCCCGAAGUGGAAGAUGAAUCCGAAUACGAACAAUUAUGUGCUGGAGUACGCUUGGGAAUAGAACAAAUACUAACAUUUGCAACAAAGAAAUCCAACAAAUUGGAGUAUAUUGCAGUGAUCACAGGAAAAGAUUCUAACGCACAUGUUUUGUCGCACCUAACUCGAGAUUAUGGUUCUAUUAGAGAAAAUUUGGAUAGGCUUACCUUACCGGAAAAAAUAGAUUGGAGAGAAAUUAUAUCAUGUAUAAAUGAAUUAAUUUUUGAGGAAUGGAUGAUGGAUGGAAAAACUUUUGUUUUCUGUUUAGUUGGAGAACGUCCAACCAAAUUAAGUAAAUCUAGGAAACGUCCCGCUACCCCAGAGGCAGAUUUCUACUUUAAAUUUGAGUUUGAGUCUCAUAUCCAAAUAAUGAUUAUGGCUGAGGAUGGUAAUAUGACAAAACGCUAUUAUGAGAAAGUCUUAGCGGGAAAUAACCAGAAAGGAUCAAUUGAGUGUGUCAAUUGGCAAAAUAACGAUACUAUUUCUAAGAAAUUUACCAGUUCUAUAAGUCUUUUAUCACCACCGCAUAUUGUUACUUUGCUUUGUGGGAAAAUUUCUUGUCAAGUUCAAUUAUAUCCCCCUGUUAAACCUUUCUUUGGUAUUGUCAAACAUGAGCAAGUAAACAAAAGAAUCGGAUCUAAAUUAAAGAUAUAUGGAUUUAUCAGCUUGAACGAUUUAGCUAGUCCACCUUUCUUUUCAAAACAUUUUUUAAUUCCGACUGGAAGUAGAACCGAAGAUGCACCAAAAAAAGAAGAUGACCGUGGAAACGUGCCAAAUGUUACUGUCUUGUUGCACGGUUCAUUAAAAGUUAGGCAAAUGGCCGCGGUUGUUCAACUAGCACCAAAUUGGUUUGGAUUGAUUUGCUCGUGUUCAGAUUCAAAGAAAAAAUCUAACUUAAUAUUAUAUGUAUUGGAAGCAGGAAGUGAACCAGUUACUUGGCUAGGAGAUUUUACUUCAAUGAUGAUAUCUAAUGAAUUGUCUGAUAAUAAUCCAUUUUUAAGCGAAAAGAAAUCGCCUUUUCCAAUAAAGACUGAUGAGCGUCCAAGUUACAAUCAGCCAACUAUUUCUUGGAUAAAAUCUUCGGGAGUUCAAGCAGAUAUUCAAAAAGUUGUCAGAUUUGCUAAAAAACUACCAGAGAAGGAAAAUUUGUUCUAUAAAGAAGUCAAUAGGGUCAAGAAGGCAGCAUUGAGCUAUGGUUUUACAUCUUUGAUUCUUGGACUAUCGGAUAUACUCGAAAGAGAAAUGACAUCCAACGAUAGUUUAUCAAGCAGUGCAAAAGACCAUUUAAGCCGUACGGUUGCAGCCUUAAGAUCACCAGCUGCUUGUAAUGUCGAUUUUAUUAUAAGUUCUAAAUAA
Dimorphilus gyrociliatus is the source of this 1627-nucleotide messenger RNA. NCBI's taxonomy places the organism in Eukaryota, Metazoa, Annelida, Polychaeta, Dinophilidae. The record is from the annotation of a GenBank genome assembly.